AUGCGCUACACUCCGUUCGCUUCCGAUAUAGAGUUCCCGUUUUAUACGGCUUUAUCAUCACUCAAGAUCAAUCACGACAAGCUUGACGAUGCUGCCCGUAAAGUGCUAGGUCUCUAUGAAGUUCGACCUACAGACCUCCCUAAUGCCUCCUGUCGAAUGCAGAUACAUGGGAACGCCCUAACAAGCGAUGAAACACCGGCUGGGUUUUAUCGAGCUGAAGGAUUGAUCAAGAAUGUCAAUACACUUGAAGAGUACUCAAACAUCGAUAAGGCACAUAUUCUUCAGCAGUCCGCGAAAACGAUCUGGGAUGCUAUAUGCGACGGCACUAUCUAUUCGUGCCCCUCUUUGCUUGCGUCAUUUUUCAUCUUGUCGUACGCGGAUCUAAAGAAAUACAAAUUUCACUAUUGGUUCGCAUUUCCGGCGCUGCACUCGAGCCCUUCCUGGGCCCUUCUUGAGAAGACCGAGGAAGCUGGUAACUCCGGUCAGACUAGAGAAGCUGUGUCACCAGCUGGAGGUCUAAAAGAUGCUGAAAUAUCAAAUCUCGUGGAAACAAUCAAGACAUGGAGCUACAGUGUAGAAGACCGCCAGCGAGGGUUUUUCUUAGCCAGGAGAGUUCAUGGUGCCAGCAAUGGAACAAUAGUUGAAAGCAACUCAGGGAUCACCGACAAUGUUACGGAAUCAUCAAAUCACGAUGGCCCACGGUGGAGGAUUGCUCCUCUCCUAGCCUACGAGGAUGGCUUCUUCAAAGAAGCCAGGUUUGAAGACUGCUUCGUCUGUUUCGCUGAUCCUUCAAAUUACGAGGAUGCACCCGGCUGG
Molecule: messenger RNA, 816 nt
Organism: Aspergillus niger
Lineage: Eukaryota; Fungi; Ascomycota; Eurotiomycetes; Eurotiales; Aspergillaceae
Exons: 3
Source: RefSeq, a predicted model, not a curated record